Messenger RNA from Prorocentrum cordatum, 360 nucleotides. Lineage: Eukaryota; Dinophyceae; Prorocentrales; Prorocentraceae. The record is from the annotation of a GenBank genome assembly.
AUGUCUGGUGCCCCGCAGGAGGCACGCGCCCGCGGAGGCCUGAACAAGGUGCGGCGUGUUCGUCGCGCGCUCUACGUGGCGAGAGUGGGAGCGGCACGGGCCCCGGCGCCCCUGGCCACAGACGCGGUCGUAGCCGACGACGCGUCGUGGCUCGACUUGAACGUCAGUGCGUCCCAGUCCAUGUGCAUGGCAACGUUGGGUCAGCCGCCGAUGUCCUUAGGCGAGUGCGCUGACGAGAGGGACCAGUGCUGUGACCCGCUCUACCAGUCCACCCACGCCUCGAUGCGCGUUGGCUUUUGGGAGGGCACGGACAGGCUCAAGGACGCGGUCCCCGUGGAGCUCUUCGAGUCUUCUGAGAAG